CGCGAAGCACGGCAACCUCCCUCGCCUGCCGCUCCGCCAGCUCCCUCUCGAGCGACGCGCACUCGUCGUUGACGCCCUUUCUCGUCUUCUUGGUCGCGUUCUUCUUCUUCUGCGUGAUCCGCGACUGCAGGUCCCGCUGCUCCUUGCGGUGCCGGGCCUGCGCCGCCUCGAGCGUCUCUGUCGUCGUCGUCGUCGGCGGCGGCGGCGGCUGAGACUGGGGUGAUGGUGUUGGUGGCUCGUCGGUGCUCAUGGCUUUUUUUUCUUUUUUUUUUCCCUCGCAGGGUCUCGGUUUUUGCGGGUUUUUGUUUUUAAUGUCCGAAGUGUGUGAUGUCCACGCAAACACGCGCACACCCGUAUAUAUAUAUAUAUGGGCGUGCUCACGCUACGUCGCAAGUGAUAGCCGAGUGACCUGGCCUCGGAUAUCGACGUGCCUCGGACAGAGAGGGCGAUCCGUGGCCGCCGCUACCCCGUCUCGUUUCGCGGUUCGUGCUGCUUUGUGCUUCCCGGUGUGGUCGAACCCCCCGGGGUGCUUUUGUGUGUGUGUGUGUGUGUGACCGUCUUGCGUCCUCGGUUUUGUAUGUGUGAUGUGCUUCUAGGGGCUGCCCUCCCACCGACUCGUGGAGAUUCGUUGCCUAGAUGACGCAGAGGUAGACCCUGUACGGGCUUCGGGCUAGGUCUUCUGUGUUGCUCGACCUGUCGUCGUCGUCGUCGCUGCUGAGUGAUCGCUCCGCUUUGGGGUAGGUGGAAGAUCGACCUGUCGGGGCCACCGCUUGAGAUUCUACAAAUCUUUUCGUCUCCUGGCCUGAGGAAAUGGUUCUGGUUAUGCUGUCUGCUGCAAGCAAGUCGUUCGUGUUCUAUCAAAUCGUGUACGAGGGGCAGCUUGCUCGAGCUGGUGGGUU
This is a messenger RNA of Microdochium trichocladiopsis, 899 nucleotides long. RefSeq lists its product as uncharacterized. The transcript has a single exon. Bases 249 to 554 code for a protein of 101 amino acids. NCBI's taxonomy places the organism in Eukaryota, Fungi, Ascomycota, Sordariomycetes, Xylariales, Microdochiaceae. The record is from RefSeq and is a predicted model, not a curated record.